AUGUACAACCCUGCACAGUCUCCACAUAUUCCGCAGCCGCCUCACAGUGCUGGCCGAGGAAUUCAAGGCUUGCGCCCACGUAUCGAUCCAAAUCAAGUACCCUCUGCUGUCGAUGCCGUUGAGUCUGACAGACAACACUGGGAGAAACAGCCAUACUUGACUCUCCCGGGAACAAGAGUACCGUUGUCUACCACCGAUUUUGUAGCUGUGGACCAAGGGAACUCCUCACCGAAAUAUGUUCGCGUGACUACUUGGGCUUUGCCUCACACUUCGCGUCUAGCAUCAGAGUGUAACGUACCUCUUGCUGCAGUCUUCCAACCCUUUGCUGAAGGAGACGAGCCAAUUCCACUCCUUGACCCUGGUCCGUCUGGUCCAGCUCGAUGCGAAAAGUGUCGCGCCUACGUCAAUCCAUGGUGUGUGUGGACUGCAGGGGGAAGUAAAUGGAAAUGUAACCUGUGUACGCACGAGACCACCGUGGCUCCGGAGUACUUUUCCAACCUAGACGGAAAUGGAAUGCGCCUUGAUCAAAUGGAUCGACCUGAACUAUGUAAAGGGACAGUGGAUUUUGUCGUUGGAGAUGAAUACUUUGCGUCGAACCCACCACAGCGGUUGACACCCCCAUAUUUUUCCCCCACACCACUGCCAACUGGUGUCCGGUCACCUCAAUCGCUCAACUUCGUAAUUGCUCUUGAUGUGUCUGUAGAAGCUGUUCAGUCAAAUUUUCUGUAUGCUGCCUGCAUAUCGCUGUUGAAAAUUCUAUACGGAGGUCCAGAUCAUAUUGAUGAAGAAGUUAUGCUUGAUUCGUGUUUCCCUUCUGGCAGCCGGAUAGCUAUCAUCACCUAUGAUAGCACACUACACUUCUACGACUUGACAACAGACAAAGUUCCUAGUCCUAUGAUGGUAGUUUCUGACGUAGACGAGGUCUUUGUUCCGCUCUACAAUGACGCUUUUGUCGACCCCUGGGAACGUCGAAAGUCGCUGGAAGCUCUACUGCAAUCGCUACCACAACGUUUUGUCAACACAUCGGAUUCUAGAAAUGCGUUAGGUUCAGUGAUAAGAGCGGGUCAAGCUGCGCUUUCAAAUCGCGGUGGUCAUAUCAUCACUUUUCUCAGUACUAUGCCGUCUGUGGGCAUCGCUGCUCUUCACGGUCAGCCUAAUGAAAACGAGCUGUAUGAUACCGACAAAGAAAAAGUGCUGUAUAAACCUCGCGAUCCAUUAUGGAAGCAGAUUGGGGAAGAAUGCGCAGAAGAGGGAAUUGGAGUGUCGAUGUUUUUGGGAAAUAAUAAAUUCGUGGAUGUAGCCAGUGUGGGCGCAGUGUCAUCGACAACAGGCGGUGAUAUAUUCUUCCAUCCUCGGUUUGACUUGUUGCGAGACAGCCCAGUACUCGAAUCGCAGAUGCAACGAUUGAUUCGACGGACUACGGGGUAUGAUUGCAUAGCGAGGGUGCGGUGUUCGAAAGGCCUUCGAAUAACAAAUCAUCACGGGAACUUUUACCUUCAAAACUCAACCGACAUGGCCUUUGGUAUUCUCGAUGCAGACAAGUCUUUCUGCGUCUCUCUCACACAUGCUGCUACCUCCAUAACAAGCUCAGGUCUCAGUCCACGGGAAUAUGCAUACCUGCAAUGCGCGGUGUUGUAUACGUCCCUCGAGGGUCAGAGAAGGGUGAGGUUGGUAAAUUUAGCACUUCAAGUGGUUGAGCUGGCUGGAAAUGUGUUUCAAUUUGCGGAUGUGGAUACAUGUAUGAACUACUUGACGAGAACAGCCGUAUCCAGUCUAUCGUCACAGAAAAUGUCUCUGAUAAGAGAUGACCUCACAGAGAACUGUUCCGCUAUGUUGUUAGGUUAUAGGAAUAAAUGCGCGGCUGCCUCAAGACCUACCCAGGUAUCAUCACAUUCUUAUACCUAUAUUUCGAUCGUUUCCGGCUCACCUAGAGGUCUUCGGCAGCUUAUCAUUCCAGAAACGCUCAAAGCUCUUCCUACAUAUACGUUGGGUCUUUUAAAAUCCAAACCUCUCAAAGCACGCAACAUAGCCUCCGACGUUCGUAACUACUUCACACACCGUCUGCUUUCCAUGAGUGUACGGUCUACUAUCCAGCAUCUGUAUCCACGACUCUUGGCUCUGCAUGAUCUGGAUGAUACGAUUGCUUUGACGUUGACGGAUACAGAGACGCCUGGUGUGGGCGGUAUACCACGACCUAAGGCAGCAAACUCGGCGGUGUUGUUGCCAUCGACUAUGCGAGCUAGUCAUGAAUGGAUGGUGGCAAAUGGGAUAUAUCUCAUAGACAACGAAGAAACAACAAUAUUAUGGAUUGGAUCGAGUGUCUCGCCCCAGUUAUUGAUUGAUCUCUUCGAAACAGCCGAUAUUUUCAGCUUAGAUCCUCAUAUGGUUAAGCUACCGCCACUUGCUACCCGCUUCUCCAAACAAGUCCGGAAUAUCAUUGCCACGCGAAACGCAAAACGUGGAGGUCGCGCAGCCAAGUUUUUCAUCGCGAGACAGAAUCUGGACGCAGCAGAGAUUGAGUUUAGCGAUAUGUUAGUUGAAGAUCAAAAUAAUGGGAACAUGGGUUAUUUAGAUUAUCUAACUAUGGUCCACAAGCAAAUAUCAGCUGUGCUCACUGAGGGCGGGUCUCUCAGCUCAGCAGGAGUUCGUUCGCCGUGGUAG
Molecule: messenger RNA, 2661 nt
Organism: Lentinula edodes (shiitake mushroom)
Lineage: Eukaryota; Fungi; Basidiomycota; Agaricomycetes; Agaricales; Omphalotaceae
Exons: 13
Coding region: 1-2661 (886 amino acids)
Biological process (GO): COPII-coated vesicle cargo loading; endoplasmic reticulum to Golgi vesicle-mediated transport; intracellular protein transport
Cellular component (GO): COPII vesicle coat; endoplasmic reticulum exit site
Molecular function (GO): zinc ion binding; SNARE binding
Source: RefSeq, a predicted model, not a curated record